AUGAGCACCCUCCUCGACAUGGUCUCCGACUUUGCCGGAUUCCAAUACACGCCAAAAUUCAAGUCCACAACUUGUCCACCAACACCGACGUCUUCUGGAGCGACGACGCCGGUGAGAAAGAUGUCGGAGCCCGCCGCUGGAGUACAACCGAGACGACACUCGGUUAUUAUUACGGUUGGAGUGAACAAAUCCUCCGACUUCCCAGAGCUUCAACGCACGCGGAUUGUGGAAUAA
Messenger RNA from Caenorhabditis remanei, 234 nucleotides. RefSeq lists its product as uncharacterized. Bases 1 to 234 code for a protein of 77 amino acids. The record is from RefSeq and is a predicted model, not a curated record. Lineage: Eukaryota; Metazoa; Nematoda; Chromadorea; Rhabditida; Rhabditidae. The transcript has 2 exons.